GAAAAACUGCUGCAGUCAUGGACUUGCGCUCAGAACUGCUCAAGUCCAUUUGGUACGCUUUCACUGCUCUAGAUGUGGAGAAGAGUGGAAAGGUGUCCAAGUCUCAACUCAAGGUCUUGUCUCAUAAUCUUUACACGGUUCUGUGUAUCCCACACGACCCAGCGGCUCUCGAGGAACACUUCAGAGACGAUGACGACGGUCCGGUGUCCAGCCAGGGAUACAUGCCCUACCUCAACAAAUACAUCCUGGACAAGGUGGUGGAAGGCACGUUCGUCAAAGAAAAUGUGGAUGAGCUCUGCUGGACUCUUACUGCCAAGAAGAACUAUCGACCAGAGGGAAAGUGCGUUUUACCUGGAAAAGACGCCUUCCGGCUCUGGUGUCUGUUCAUAUUUCUCUCGGAGGACAGAUAUCCUCUGGUCAUAAUCCCUGAUGAGGUUGAAUAUUUACUGAAGAAGUUAUGCAUGGCUAUGAGCGUUGAGCUGAACUGUGUUGAACUGGAAGACUUCAUUUCCCAAGAUUCUGUUCAGCAGAACGGCUUCAUUGUAUGGGCGUUUCUGGAGAUGAUGAAUUCUGGGAGACUAACGAGGGGCAUUGCCAAAGAAACCAUCAGUAUGGCGAUAGAGGAGGUGUACCGGGAAAUAGUGGGUGAUGUGUUGAAAGAGGGAUAUCUGUGGAAGAAAGGUCAGUUGAGGAGAAACUGGAUUGAGCGUUGGUUCACCCUGAGACCCAGCACUUUAAUUUACUUCACUAGCGAGGACCGCAAAGACCGCAAAGGCAACAUUCAACUAGAUGGAAACUGCUGUGUAGAGGUUCUUCCUGACAGAGAUGGGAAGAGGUGUAUGUUCUGUCUGAAGACGCUCACCAAGACCUAUGAACUCAGUGCAUCUGACACCAAACAGAGGCAGGAGUGGACUACAGCUAUCCAAACAGCCAUCCGGCUGCAUGUGGAGGGUAAAACUUCUCUUCAUAAGGACCUAAAGCUGAAACGGCGUGAGCAGCGAGAACAGAGAGAGAAGAGGCGGGAGGCAAAGGAGCAGGAGCUGCAGCGCUUACGGGCUCUGCAGGAGGAGCGCGAGCGGAAGAUGGCAGAGCUGGAGCUGCUGAAGGAGGCGCAGAGGCAGGCGCAGGCACUGCUGGAGCAGGACGAAGUCCGCAGACGACAGCAACAUGAACAACUCCAGCAGGCCCUGGAGAUCCAGCUCAAAGAGGCUGAAGAGGCGCGGGCGAGCAUGCAGGCUGAGAUGGCACUGAAGGAGGCUGAGGCUGAGAGACAGAGAAAAAGAAUCAAAGAACUGGAGGCCUUGCAGCAGCGGCUAGAGGAGGCAUUACAACAGGAAAUCAAAGCCAGGCAGGACGAAGAGGCCUUCCGCUAUGCACAGGCUCGGCUACUGGCUGAGGAAGAGGAGAAGAUGAAGGCCCUUAUGUCUCUCCGUGAGGAGCAGGAGGAAUAUAUCCAGCGUGCCCAGCGGGAGAAACAAGAGCUCAAACAGGAAAUGGAAAGUAAGUCUCGAGCUCUGGGGGAGGCACAGAUGCAGCUGGAGGAGGUCAGAGCCAAUCGCCACCGAGUGGACCAGGAUGUGGUGGCUGCUCAAAGGAAGCUUCGUCAGGCCAGCACCAAUGUUAAACACUGGAAUGUUCAAAUGAACCGAUUAAUGCAUCCUAUUGGACCAGGAGAAAAACGGCCCUCAGGAAGCGGAUCUUUUUCCAGCUUUCGCAUUCCUUCGCAGAAGGAUCCAGGACUAUGUUUGAGGCAGAAAUCAGAUGAGCAGGAUGAGGAAAGCAAAGAAAACAUGGAAAGCAGAGGAGGGUGUGAAUCUGACCGGCGUUUGUCUACAAAUGGAGAUAUGGAAAUACCUUAACCUCAGAAGAAAAAUAAAAUCUCUCUUCCUCAAUGUUAAGACUGAUUUGAAUGAAGGAAAGUUAUUUUUGCUAGAUGCCAAGACCUCAUGACAUUAAAAAAAGGAUACUUUUUCAUAUUGUCAGUGUUUGUUAAUAGCUUGUUAUUAAAUAAUAAUGUUUUGUACACUUCACACUGUUUGAAAAGUAUUGUACUGUAGUUGUUAAAUAUCUAAUUGACUCCUAAGUU
This is a messenger RNA of Sinocyclocheilus grahami, 2086 nucleotides long. Its product is annotated as differentially expressed in FDCP 6 homolog. NCBI's taxonomy places the organism in Eukaryota, Metazoa, Chordata, Actinopteri, Cypriniformes, Cyprinidae. The coding region runs from base 18 to 1859 and encodes 613 amino acids. Gene Ontology annotation, cellular component: nucleus; cytoplasm. The record is from RefSeq and is a predicted model, not a curated record. The transcript is spliced from 11 exons.